This is a messenger RNA of Quercus lobata, 450 nucleotides long. RefSeq lists its product as uncharacterized. NCBI's taxonomy places the organism in Eukaryota, Viridiplantae, Streptophyta, Magnoliopsida, Fagales, Fagaceae. The record is from RefSeq and is a predicted model, not a curated record. The coding region runs from base 1 to 450 and encodes 149 amino acids. The transcript has a single exon.
AUGGCUGUACAUUCCAAGAACAAAGCCUUGAUGUGCAAGGUUUUUCCGUCCAAUUUGGGGCCUGUGGCGAUGAGGUGGUUUAAUGGUCUGAAGGCAGAUUCCAUUAGUUCCUUUAAGGAACUCACCCAAACAUUUGGGUUCCGUUUUAUUACGUGCAGCAGAGCUCCUCGUCCUUUGGCUUCUUUGCUAUCUCUGUCCAUGAGAGAGGAAAAAACUCUGAAAACAUACUCGGACCGAUAUUGGGAGAUGUUCAACGAGAUAGGGGGCGAUUUUAAGGACGUGGCCAUCAGUACUUUCAAGCUCGGCCUGCCUGCAGAGCAUGACUUAAGGAAGUCUUUGACGGGGAAACCCGUCACCAGUAUACGUCAACUCAUGGAUUGGAUUGACAAGUAUAAGAGGGUUGAGGAAGACCAACUGCAAGAUAAGGGGAAAGGCAAGGUUAUCCUUUAA